AUGGGUUUCCGAUCGUGGGACCUGUACGAGUAUCCGCUGUUACAGAGCACGACCAAGCAUUCAUGGGCGAUUAAGACCGCGACUCAGCUUGAGAAGCCGCGAUACGUCAUCUUUGCUCUGCAGACAGGUCGGAAGAACGUCAUGUCCGAGGACGUUACCAUAUUCGACGACUGCAAACUAACCAACGUGAAACUGCAUCUCAACUCGGAAUUUUAUCCAUACGAUGACUUGAAUGUGGAUUUCGAGAAGAACAAAACCGCCAUCCUUUAUGACAUGUAUUCACGUUUCCGUAGGGCUUAUUAUAACUGCAAUUGCGCCGAGGCAUACUUGACUCCUCCCAACUUUCUUCUUCGCGGACCUUUCGUGGUUAUCGAUUGUUCGCGACAGAAUGAGUCUGUCAAAAGUGCCACCGUGGAUGUGCGAUUGGAAUUUGAGUGCAAGGAGAAUGUACCGCCAAAUACAACGGCCUACUGUCUCAUCAUACACGAUCGCGUGGUCGAAUACAGCCCGUUGACUAACGUUGUACACAGAGUCACCUAA
Molecule: messenger RNA, 540 nt
Organism: Ooceraea biroi (clonal raider ant)
Lineage: Eukaryota; Metazoa; Arthropoda; Insecta; Hymenoptera; Formicidae
Source: RefSeq, a predicted model, not a curated record